AUGGCACUGGAAAAGCGACUGCUCGCCUCGCCUCCGCCUAUGAUGUUGAGAUCCGAGGCAUCAGCUGGUCCAAUCAAUUCCCAGGUCGCCAAUGCCAUCCACCUACCAUUUGACGGCGCCUCCUUUGAUAGGGCCUACGCCAUCGAGUCCCUGUUGCAUAUGAGUGACAAGCGCACGGCCCUCACCUAG
This is a messenger RNA of Aspergillus candidus, 189 nucleotides long. RefSeq lists its product as uncharacterized. Bases 1 to 189 code for a protein of 62 amino acids. NCBI's taxonomy places the organism in Eukaryota, Fungi, Ascomycota, Eurotiomycetes, Eurotiales, Aspergillaceae. Gene Ontology annotation, molecular function: S-adenosylmethionine-dependent methyltransferase activity. The transcript has 2 exons. The record is from RefSeq and is a predicted model, not a curated record.